GCUGGCUUGAGCCGGCUCGAGCCUUUGGGCUCCGAUAAAAUGCUGCCGUGUGAACGUAGCAAUUAUCUCUUAAUGUGCUCGCGUUGAUUGUGACGUCGUAAAUGGCAUACCGAAAUGAAUAGAUAUGAAUACUAAUCGGUGACUAAUGCUAGUAGUAAAUCGGAUACAGGGCGUGGUUCGUAAUUUGCCAUAUACUUGCAGGCAUUCAAUCUGGUGUACAGUUUCUAACAAUGAGUGGAAGUGAGAAGAUGGAAAAUCAACGCGAUCAAACUCACACUGGAAACAUGAUUAUAAUCGGAUUCUUUGUGUUCACUAUCUCAAUUAUUGCUGUAACAAUUAGUAUAAUUUUUGCAGUUGACAUCAAAGGAGGCAUAUAUAGAGAUACUUCGCAUUGUUCACAGAAUAAGAUAAUCAUACGAAUGCCUUGGAAUCUACACAAUGGAGGUAUAGAUGCGCAAGACGCAAAUUCAAGCUCAGUGACGGGUAUGACGUCAGAGGAGGUUUUUUCCGAAGAAUUAACUACCGGGCCCACCACUUUAGAAUCAGAAAUAUGGACUGACGAGUUUCAGACAACUGUCACCACCGAGCAGACUGCGAAAUUGACAUCUGAAGUGUUAACCACGACAGAUAAACAGACUGACGAAUAUACUACCCAAGAAAUCCAAGCUGGGUCUGAGCGCAAUAUCAGUUUAUUCAAUCCUGAAACGUGUCAUUUGUAUUUUGGAAUUGAUGAUAUAUUUAGCAAGGAUUUAACGUGUGACCACAGAACACCGUGUAACCCAUGCAGUCGACAUUACUGUUGUUCUAACUAUGGUUGGUGCGAUCAAAGUUCUCUCCAUUGUGGCUGCAGUACCUGUGUCAAUUAUCGAGAGGUCUAUGGUAUUUGUCCGUGUCAGUUUGAAUGUUUUGCGUGUGGAUCAAUUUGAAUAUUUGAAUAUUGAAUAAAGGAUCGUCUGGACAGGAGAUGUUUUUUGACAAAUGUAUGUGUCAAGAUCUGGGAUGGUAUAUGUUAUCAUUUGACAGUCAGUCAUUGGCAACACUGUAUGUUGUCAAAACUUGACAAGACUAUUAAAAAAAAGAAUGCGACAAUACAAAAUUAUAUCACAUUUUCGUCACAGUUACCUGAAAUACAUGAG
This is a messenger RNA of Saccoglossus kowalevskii, 1136 nucleotides long. RefSeq lists its product as uncharacterized. NCBI's taxonomy places the organism in Eukaryota, Metazoa, Hemichordata, Enteropneusta, Harrimaniidae. The record is from RefSeq and is a predicted model, not a curated record.